Cololabis saira (Pacific saury) is the source of this 660-nucleotide messenger RNA. RefSeq lists its product as uncharacterized. Lineage: Eukaryota; Metazoa; Chordata; Actinopteri; Beloniformes; Belonidae. The coding region runs from base 1 to 660 and encodes 219 amino acids. The transcript has 4 exons. The record is from RefSeq and is a predicted model, not a curated record. Gene Ontology annotation, biological process: T cell activation; positive regulation of ERK1 and ERK2 cascade; interleukin-15-mediated signaling pathway. Gene Ontology annotation, cellular component: membrane raft; external side of plasma membrane. Gene Ontology annotation, molecular function: MHC class II protein binding; protein tyrosine kinase binding.
AUGGAGACCCGGAAACUAGCAGGAACCGGCGUGAGAACAAUCAUUCUCUACCACAGGGUUGGAGAUGACGUAGCUUUGCAGAAUAACGUUGACUUAUCGUCUUCCAACUGCUCCGAUGUUGAGUGGAUUUACAGCAGAGACACAAGUUCAGCGUCUCAUGAGGAGUUUGGUUCUGGAGCUGGCAGGAUGGACAGGAACUGCUCCCUGAUCAUCACCAACAUCACCGCUGGAGACGCUGGUCUCUACGAGAGCCGGCUGAGGGACAAGUACAACACCGUUGUGUAUCUCAGUGUUUUAACAAUCUCUCCAUCUCCACCAGAUGUGGAUCCAGGAAGGGAUGGAAACGUGACAUUACGCUGUUCUCUGGUGAGAGACCGUUACUUCGGUCCCUGUGAGCAGAACAGCAUCAUCUGGGUGGAUGAGACAGGAAGUGUGCUGCUUGGUGAAGGUGAUGGGUUUGUGUCUGGAGGACAGAACAACUGUGUUUCUGAUCUGAUGGUGAAACAUCAGAGACGCUCCAAGAGAAGAUUCACCUGCCAGGUUGUUGAAGGAGACAGAGUGGAGAUAGAUGCUGAAUACACCCCCCCCCAGAACACCCAGAAGGUUGUCCUUGGAAGGGCCCAUCAGUCCCUCACUGGUGGCUUAAUCAGCCGACCAUAA